This is a messenger RNA of Papaver somniferum (opium poppy), 426 nucleotides long. RefSeq names its product probable serine/threonine-protein kinase At1g54610. Gene Ontology annotation, biological process: protein phosphorylation; positive regulation of transcription elongation by RNA polymerase II. The record is from RefSeq and is a predicted model, not a curated record. The transcript is spliced from 3 exons. NCBI's taxonomy places the organism in Eukaryota, Viridiplantae, Streptophyta, Magnoliopsida, Ranunculales, Papaveraceae. Gene Ontology annotation, cellular component: nucleus; cyclin-dependent protein kinase holoenzyme complex. Gene Ontology annotation, molecular function: RNA polymerase II CTD heptapeptide repeat kinase activity; ATP binding; cyclin-dependent protein serine/threonine kinase activity. Bases 1 to 426 code for a protein of 141 amino acids.
AUGAUUCUCCGCAAACUGGAGGGACUAAUUACUUCAAGACUGUCAACUAGUGUAUAUCUUGUUUUCGAGUACACGGAACAUGAUAUUGCUGGUUUAUCAUCUUUUCCUGACAUCAAGUUCAGUCAAUCACAGGUUAAAUGCUAUAUGCAGCAACUAAUAUCUGGCCUUGAACACUGUCAUUCAAGAGGUAUAAUGCACAGAGAUAUCAAGGGAUCCAACCUUCUUGUUAGUGAUGAUGGAGCUCUGAAGAUAGCUGAUUUCGGCCUAGAAAAUUUUGUUAGUGUCGGGAACAUUCAACCAUUAACUAGUCGAGUUGUUACUUUAUGGGUUCAGGUUGCUGAUGUGGUUGAUUGGGUCUGUGGUGUUGAAUACCAACUCGCAGAUGGAAGGAAAUGGAGUAUGAUAGGAGCAGUUUUUGUUGCUUAA